Messenger RNA from Brassica oleracea var. oleracea, 1069 nucleotides. Its product is annotated as ER lumen protein-retaining receptor B-like. Gene Ontology annotation, biological process: protein retention in ER lumen; endoplasmic reticulum to Golgi vesicle-mediated transport. Gene Ontology annotation, cellular component: membrane; cis-Golgi network; endoplasmic reticulum. NCBI's taxonomy places the organism in Eukaryota, Viridiplantae, Streptophyta, Magnoliopsida, Brassicales, Brassicaceae. The coding region runs from base 194 to 841 and encodes 215 amino acids. Gene Ontology annotation, molecular function: ER lumen protein retrieval receptor activity. The transcript has 6 exons. The record is from RefSeq and is a predicted model, not a curated record.
GGCCCAACAACGAGAAGUUUCCUUUCAUUUUUCUUACCACGGGAGAAGUUGAAGUGUUCGUGGAAACGCCACUAACGAGAUCUAGCACGGACGGACGACCCCUAGUGUGGAAACGAGCUUUCACUGAACCCUAGAAGAAGAAAGAAGGAAGGAAGGAGAGGAUUAGAGAUUCAGCAUCGAUCGAUCGAAGAAGAUGAACAUUUUCAGAUUAGCAGCUGAUAUGACUCACCUGGCCUGUGUCCUCGUCUUGCUCCUCAAGAUCCACACCAUCAAAUCCUGCGCUGGUGUGUCAUUGAAGACUCAAGAACUCUAUGCAAUCGUCUUCGCUACGCGUUAUUUGGAUAUUUUCACGAGCUUUGUCUCUGUCUACAACACCUUCAUGAAGUUGGUCUUCUUAGGAAGCUCCUUCUCGAUUGUUUGGUACAUGAGGUAUCAUAAGGCUGUCCAGAGGACUUACGACAGGGAGCAAGAUACCUUUCGCCAUUGGUUCCUCGUGCUUCCUUGCCUUCUCCUAGCUCUUCUCAUUCACGAAAAGUUCACCUUUCUCGAGGUACUGUGGACGUUUUCGUUGUACUUGGAGGCUGUUGCUAUAUUACCUCAGCUUGUCUUGCUUCAAAGGACUAGAAACAUUGAUAACUUGACUGGGCAGUACAUAUUUCUCCUUGGGGGUUACAGGGGAUUGUACAUCUUAAACUGGAUCUACCGCUACUUCACUGAGCCACACUUUGUUCACUGGAUAACAUGGAUCGCGGGGCUUGUUCAAACAUUGCUCUAUGCCGACUUCUUCUAUUACUAUUUCCUAAGCUGGAAGAACAACAAAAAGCUCCAGUUGCCAGCUUAAUUUCUCAAUUUUCGAUGCUCGGAAACCCUACCAUUCAAGUUUGGUGUCUGGCUACAAUAUCUGCCGGAAACUUUACUAGUUUACUCUGUUGGUAGUUAAUGGAUGAGACGAGCAUAGAUUAUAUGUAAACUCCAGCGAUCUAACUUGUUACACAUUUUUGAACUUUUUCGUGUCUCAGCUUUUGUCAAGUGUUACUAAAAUAUUUCGACAGGACAAAUCUUGCAAGUA